AUGCCUCCACCACCUCCACCUACUUCAUUCAUUGCUGUUAAAGCUCCUACAACCAAAAUACUUUCAUCAUCUACAACAUCUAAUUCCGAUGAAUUGAUGAAGAAACUCUCAUCCCGAAGAGAACAAGAAGCGAUCAAGGCUCCAAAAAAGAUUGAAUGGGAAAUUGUUCAUCCACAACCUACCUCUGAAGGAAAAAAGGUAUUAAAAUUUGUAAUUAUAAGUGAUACACACAACAAACAUGAUAUGCUGCAAUUACCAGAGGGUGAUGUAUUUAUUCAUUGUGGUGAUAUGACUGAUGAGGGAAAAUUGGAGGAUAUUGAAAAGUUUAAUCAAUGGGUUGGAACACUUCCUUACAAACACAAGAUUGUUAUUUGUGGUAAUCAUGAAGUGGAUAUUUCUAAACUUGGAAAGGAAAAGAUUCAAGAAUUAUUUUCUAAUGCUAUUUAUCUUGAAAAUAGCAGUGUUGUAAUUGAAGGUGUUAAAAUUUAUGGAACUCCAUAUAUUCCAAAUAUGUCAGAUUUACCUGGAGAAAAGAAGGAAUACAUGUGUCAAUUCGACAAUGAUUAUUUUUAUAGAAGUGAGGAAAAGCUUGCAGAGAUUUUUGCUACUAUUGAUCCAGAUACAAAUAUUCUAGUGACCCAUACACCACCAAAGGGUCAUUUAGAUGGAAUUUUGAAAUAUGGAAGUCCUUCAUUGAUGACCAGAAUGAAUGAAUUGAAAGAUUUAAAGGUAAAUUGUUUUGGUCAUGUCCACAUGGGUUAUGGAUAUGAAAAGAUACAAAAUGGUGUUACUGUAAUUAAUGCUGCAAGUGAUGGAGAUGAACAUCCAAUUCAUUUUGAUUACAAUGUUUAA
This is a messenger RNA of Naegleria gruberi, 852 nucleotides long. RefSeq lists its product as uncharacterized. The record is from RefSeq and is a predicted model, not a curated record. Gene Ontology annotation, molecular function: hydrolase activity. NCBI's taxonomy places the organism in Eukaryota, Heterolobosea, Eutetramitea, Acrasida, Naegleriidae. The transcript is spliced from 2 exons. Bases 1 to 852 code for a protein of 283 amino acids.